GCGAAGCCGUGGUGCUAUUUGAAUCACUGCUUUUUGGUGUCCGAAACCCCUCUCGUUUGGAAUUUGGAUUCCUUCCUGGCGGCUCUCGUCCUCCUACUUUCUCUCUCUUAGGGUUUCCCACCCCUCUCCCCCCUUCUCCCGCGCCCCGCCUGGGGUCUCUCUACCCCCUCUCUCUCUUCUCUAUUCCUCCUGUCUCCUAGGAUUUUGCCAUCGGAUUCCAUCGGAACCUCGCCCAACACGCGUGCCUUUUCGAGAUCUCACCAUGACAGCUGUUGCUCCCACUACUGACCAAGCUUCAGAUUUGCUGCAAAAGUUGUCGAUGGAUUCUCAGGCCAAGACUAAUGGUGCUAUGGAGGCUACCAAGAAGCCUUCUGCUAUUCAAUUUGGGUCUGCCAAUGGUGAAGUCCCAAAUAUGCUGAUCCCAUCACAGCGGUCAUUAACACCUCUACUUCCAGACUUCAUGGAUCCAAGCAUGUGUUAUUUUCCCAAUGGAUACCCUUUCUAUUAUGGAGGUUUCGAUGGUUCUGUCAAUGAGUGGGGGGAUGAUUACUCUAGGUAUUUGAACCAAGAUGGAGUGGAGAUGCCUCCUGGGUUCUAUGGAGAUAUGUAUCAUCAUGGAUAUGGGUAUGCUCCUUAUGGUGCAUAUCCAUCUCCUGGUUCCCCAGUUCCUACCAUUGGGCAUGAUGGUCAACCGUAUGGUCCACAGCAUUAUCAGUACCCAACUCCAUUUUUCCAGCCACUAACUCCUAUCAGGGCACCACAUAUGGCAAACCAAUCCCCUACUUCUCAAAGCAAGGUUUCGACUUCGGCUGCUGCUGAUCAGCCAUCCAUCCCAGUGGAUACAACCAAGGCCAACUCAAAUGGAAUUGCCAAUGGGAAUGCAAAUGGAAAUAGUGGGUCAGCACCUCAAAGGCCAAGCCACCAAAAUCAGUCAUUAACUUUGAAUAGUUCCCAUGGUAGAGGACUGACUUCUACUGGUUACAAGGAUCCAAGAUUCAGUUUUGAUGGAAUGCGGUCCCCGGUACCCUGGUCUGAGGGACCAGUUUUCUCGAAUGGGCAACACAGACCAGCUACAACAAGCUCCAUAUCGUCUACAGCAUCACAUAAUGGUACAACUGCAGCAAGAAAUCAGAAUCACCAUCCUCUUCCUCAUGUCAUGGGUUUGCAUGCCUCAAGACCGACAUCUGGGAUGGGACCAGCAGCUUCUGGUUUCGUCAAUAGGAUGUACCCAAACAACCGGUUUUAUGGCCAGAAUGCACUCAGAACUGGUGUUGGCUUUGGAUCAAAUGGUUAUGAUUCUAGGAUGAAUGGGCACUGGGGAUUGGUUGCAGACAGCAGGUACAAACCUCGGGGCCGUGGCAAUGGAUAUUAUGGUUAUGGCAAUGAGAACCAAGAUGGUUUUAGUGAGCUGAACAGAGGGCCUAGGGCAGGGCACUUGAAAAACCAAAGGAUUUUUGGUCCUACUGUUACAAUUGCUGCAAGGGGGCAGAGCCUCUCUUCAAUCGGGAAUGAUGAUUCUAUUGUAAUACAAGAUAAGGAACAAUACAACCGUGCUGACUUCCCUGAGAAAUACACUGAUGCAAAGUUCUUCAUCAUUAAAUCAUAUAGUGAGGAUGAUAUUCAUAAGAGCAUCAAAUACAACGUCUGGGCAAGCACCCCCAAUGGAAACAAGAAGCUGGAUGCUGGAUACCAGGAAGCUCAGCAGAAAGCUAGUGGAUGCCCUGUCUUUUUGUUUUUCUCAGUCAACACCAGUGGGCAAUUUGUUGGGGUUGCGGAAAUGGUGGGUCCGGUUGAUUUUAACAAGACUGUGGAGUACUGGCAGCAAGACAAGUGGAAUGGUUGCUUCCAUGUCAAGUGGCACAUUGUCAAGGAUGUAGCGAACAGCGUUCUCAAGCACAUCACAUUAGAGAACAAUGAUAACAAGCCAGUGACAAACAGUCGAGAUAGUCAAGAGGUAAAACUGGAACAGGGUCUUCAAAUGCUCAAGAUUUUUAAGGAGCAUGUGAGCAAGACAUCCAUUUUGGAUGAUUUCAUGUUCUAUGAGAACCGCCAGAAAUUGAUGCAAGAGAAAAAGGCCAAGCAACAGCUUCAGAAACAGGCCUGGGAUGGAAAAACUUCUGAUGCUGUUGCUGGGGAGAGAGAGAAGGAUGCUGCUAAUGGGAAGCCCAGAUGGCAGAAACCUUUGGAAUCUGUUACAAUUUUGAACAAGGAUGUGCAGCAGGGUGGCCUUGAAGAACUAAAGCCAUCCGAGGAAAAUGGUGUGGCUGUUGCAGCUGGUGAUGCGUUGAAGAUGGCUAAACCAGCAACAGAGAAGAGAGCAAUUGCGAAUGGUUCUGCAGGUGGAUGUUAGGGUGUUAACCCCUAGUUUGUCAGCCGUAGCCAAUGAACUGUCUAGAAGUGGUUUCAGAAUACCUUUUUGUUGGCUCAAAUAAAUGUCAUUAUGCCUGGGCAUCCGACGCCCAGAUUUGCAAGGCUGCAGAGGAUUUUACGUGUGGGGUGCUGAGAUCUUUUGCAACAAAAGCCUUCAUAGCCGCUUGAGUGUGAUAAGGCAGUUGGUUUUCUCAAUGCCUAGAGUACUGAGUUGGGUUGCCAUUUCCACAUCUGGACUGUUCUUAGGUUUCGGAAUAUUGGGGUUUUUGCAGAGUGUACUGAGGAGUUUUUCGCUACCAAUUUUAGUUUUGGGGUUUGGAUUAGAUUGUCUUUUACACUUGAAAUUGUCUUUCCUUUUAUGAAGUCUUUCCUUCUCCUGUAAAUCUUUGUACCUCUAAGAAUAAGAAUCAUGUUAGAGUAUUGCAAGGGAGGAGUUGAGGGGAGCUCUUAGUAUGCUUUGCAUCUUCCAAUUCCAUGACUUCAAUUUGAAUAUGUGCAUCAAAGGAGACACUUGAUUUGUUGGCUUCAGUA
Molecule: messenger RNA, 2901 nt
Organism: Elaeis guineensis (African oil palm)
Lineage: Eukaryota; Viridiplantae; Streptophyta; Magnoliopsida; Arecales; Arecaceae
Product: YTH domain-containing protein ECT4
Biological process (GO): mRNA destabilization
Cellular component (GO): cytoplasm
Molecular function (GO): mRNA binding
Source: RefSeq, a predicted model, not a curated record